AUGAGUGCAGUGCGAUACUCGCUCGGCUACGGACGUGUCUCCACUGCACACGGUUUGAAUUUCUAUUCACGACUUGCGCGGCAACAGCCGCUGCACGGUGACACUAAGAGUUCCAAACCGCUCAUAGUGAACGAACUACUGGCGUUUUUAGUCCAUGCCAUUGGCUACAUGGAUGAGGUGAGCAUACUGCAAAUAUGCCGAUCCAAUUACAAGGAGGAGGAAGUCAGCAGCGCCAACCUGUUACUGUUCCAGUCCCUGGGAAAACUAGACCAAAUGCCGUCUCGUCGCAGAGAGGGCACCGAGAAGAGUCUCCAAGAUAUCAUCGAUAUGUUGAAGAAAACCGAUCCAGAUGACGUGCCUGACUUCGUGGCGAGGGAGCUAAGUAAACUACCCCCUGUCACCUUCGAUCACGUUGAUGUUACGAGACUGCUAAAGGACAUUACAUCACUGAAAGGUGAGGUGACCAAGAUGCAGGCCAGAAUGGAGGAGUCAGACAAUAUCAUUGCUGAUCUACGUGCCGAAAUUACAUCACUGCGUAAUACAGGUUAA
Messenger RNA from Spodoptera litura, 549 nucleotides. RefSeq lists its product as uncharacterized. The record is from RefSeq and is a predicted model, not a curated record. NCBI's taxonomy places the organism in Eukaryota, Metazoa, Arthropoda, Insecta, Lepidoptera, Noctuidae.